AUGGAUCCCGAGAAAAGGGCACUAGUGAUUGAAAGUGCAGGAUAUUUAUGUUACGACAUAAUGAUUGUCGAGAGCCUACGAGAUCAUGAAGAUGCGAAGGUAGCCAAGGGAGCGAAACAGGCUGCUGAAAAUUGCAUAAAAAAACGUUUAAAGGAGAUGAAACAUUCACCUGUUGAAGAAAUCUUAUAUGUACCACUGUCGCAAGAAGAAGCCAUAGAAGAUAUAAAAUAUGCAAAAUUGUUCGAGGAAGCAAAGGAGGCCGCCGAAGAUUACAAAGAGAUGAAGUUUGAUAAGGAAAACCAUCAGCUAUCAAAGAACCCUUAG
This is a messenger RNA of Pocillopora meandrina, 324 nucleotides long. The record is from the annotation of a GenBank genome assembly. NCBI's taxonomy places the organism in Eukaryota, Metazoa, Cnidaria, Anthozoa, Scleractinia, Pocilloporidae.